Molecule: messenger RNA, 896 nt
Organism: Daucus carota subsp. sativus
Lineage: Eukaryota; Viridiplantae; Streptophyta; Magnoliopsida; Apiales; Apiaceae
Product: ubiquitin-conjugating enzyme E2 variant 1A-like
Exons: 5
Coding region: 252-731 (159 amino acids)
Biological process (GO): protein K63-linked ubiquitination; DNA damage tolerance
Cellular component (GO): nucleus
Source: RefSeq, a predicted model, not a curated record
AAGUGUGUAUACAUAAAGAAGUACAUGUAAAAAGGAAAGCAAAGAGAAUGAAAAUGAAAAUGGUAGCAGAGAGGUGUUGAGUUGUCAUCCACAGUCUCACAUACCAAGUAGGAGGUGGAAGCAUUUCUCUCUUCCCACCUCACAGCCCCCUUUUAUCUCUCCAUACAUCAUCCCCACAACUCAAUAUUUAUCUGUAUCUAUACAUUUUUUAUACAUACAUCUCUACACUUUGUUCUUGGGGUAGCUAGAAAAUGGGUCCAGAAGAAUCAACUGUUGUCGUGCCUAGGAACUUUAGGUUGCUGGAAGAACUAGAGAGAGGAGAAAAAGGAAUCGGUGAUGGAACUGUCAGCUACGGAAUGGAUGAUGCUGAUGACAUAUACAUGCAGUCAUGGACUGGGACCAUAAUUGGUCCUCCUAAUACUGUUCAUGAGGGGCGUAUCUACCAGCUGAAAUUUUUUUGUGGCCUGGACUAUCCGGAUAAACCACCACUUGUAAGGUUUGAGACUCAGAUAAACAUGAGUGUUGUUAACUACGAAACCGGUGUGGUUGAACCUAAACUGUUUCCCAUGCUUGCUGAUUGGCAAAGGGAGUACACAAUGGAAGACAUAUUAAUGGAACUGAAGAGAGAGAUGAUGUCUUCACGCAAUCGGAGACUUGCUCAACCUGCGGAAGGCAACGAAGAGGAGGGAAGGAUCGACCCCAAAGGGGUGAUGAAAUGUUGUAUCAUGUAGUGGGAGAAAAGUUACAAACUGAAGAUGUAUAUAAAGUUCAUGCACUAGACAGUUGCAGCUGCAGGGCAUAUUAUCUUUCGAUUAUACAUGUUUGUAAUUGAUACAAUAACGUAAUCAGACAGAUGCUUUCUGGAUUUAUUAUAAUAAAUUGGUCUUUGGAUUAAA